Tribolium madens (black flour beetle) is the source of this 3723-nucleotide messenger RNA. RefSeq names its product probable phosphorylase b kinase regulatory subunit alpha. Gene Ontology annotation, biological process: glycogen metabolic process. Gene Ontology annotation, molecular function: calmodulin binding. Gene Ontology annotation, cellular component: phosphorylase kinase complex. The transcript is spliced from 13 exons. Bases 74 to 3667 code for a protein of 1197 amino acids. The record is from RefSeq and is a predicted model, not a curated record. NCBI's taxonomy places the organism in Eukaryota, Metazoa, Arthropoda, Insecta, Coleoptera, Tenebrionidae.
UGACAUUGAGAUGUCUUUGUGGUGUGUCUAUAAUUGGUGAAGUAAUAGUUAAUUUGUGUUACAUUCGUUCAAAAUGCGUACGAGAAGCAACUCCGGGGUUCGCCUGGACUAUUAUCACCGGCUUGUCCACAAAAUAAUCAUGUCGAAUCAAAAUCCAGUCACGGGGCUGUUUCCAGCAAGUUUGGAGAACAGCCACGCUUGGAUUCGUGACAACGUCUAUUGCAUCUUAGCCGUAUGGGGCCUUUCAAUGUCAUACAAAAAAAUGGCUGAUCAGGACGAAGACCGAGCUAAAACCUACGAACUGGAACAAUCCUGUGUGAAACUAAUGCGGGGCCUUUUAAUGGCAAUGAUGCAACAAAAGGAAAAAGUCGAGCGUUUCAAACAAACCCAAAACCCGCUUGACUCCUUACACGCGAAAUAUUCGUCCCAAACGGGAGAGAUAGUUGUAGGAGACAAUGAAUGGGGGCACUUGCAAAUCGACGCCAUUUCAUUGUAUUUGUUAAUUUUGGCGCAAAUGACGGCCUCGGGCCUCCAGAUCGUCUUUAAUCUAGACGAAGUUGCGUUUAUACAAAACUUGGUGUUUUAUAUUGAAUGCGCCUAUUGUACCCCUGAUUACGGGAUUUGGGAACGUGGGGACAAAACCAAUCACGGUUUACCAGAACUCAACGCGAGUUCCAUUGGGAUGGCCAAAGCUGCGCUCGAAGCCAUGAACGAAUUGGAUCUAUUUGGGGCCAGAGGGGGCCCUUACAGUAUAAUCCACGUCUUGGCCGAUGAGGCCCAAAAGUGUCAAGCUGUCUUACAAUCAAUGCUGCCGCGGGAAUCAAGCUCAAAGGAAAUAGACAGCGGAUUGUUGUCUGUUGUUAGCUUUCCUGCUUUUGCGGUAGAUGAUCCCGAUUUACUCCAAUACACUAAGGACCAAAUAAUUGAAAAGUUACAAGGGCGAUAUGGCUGUAAGCGGUUUCUAAGGGACGGCUACAAAACACCAAAAGAAGACCCUCGAAGGUUGUAUUACGAGCCUUGGGAGCUGCGCAUGUUUGAAAACAUCGAAUGCGAAUGGCCGUUAUUCUUUUGUUAUCUAAUCAUCGAAAAUUGCUUCAGGGGUAAUAAAGAGAGAGCAGCUGAAUACACCCAACAACUCGAAGAUAUUAUGAUACGAACUGAGGACGGUUUGAGAUUCGUCCCGGAGUUGUACUCAGUUCCGCAAGAACUCGUAGAAGCCGAGUAUAGGGAACCAGGUACUCAGAAAAGGGUGGCUUUGGGCCACUGUCCGUUUCUGUGGGCCCAGUCGCUUUACAUCGUUGGAAAAUUAUUGCAAGAGGGAUUUCUCGCUCCCGGCGAAUUGGAUCCUCUAAAUCGGCGUCUGUGUUCGGAGAAAAAGCCCGACGUGGUGGUCCAAGUGGUGAUUUUGGCCGAAGACAACGAAAUUAGGGAUAAACUCGCAGAGCAUGAUAUAAUGGUGCAGACUAUCAGCGAAGUGGCCCCUAUUGAAGUACAACCAGCUCGGGUUUUGUCACACUUAUACACUUAUCUCGGGAGAAAUAAGAAGUUGGGUCUAUCGGGUCGAAAAUCCCGCGACGUUGGGAUUCUCAGCACCAGUAAACUGUACUCAUUGGGGGAUAAAAUCUUCGCAUUCACGCCACAGUUUACGGACAUGUCUCACAAUUACAUUGCAACCGACUAUGAACUGAUGAUAGAUAUUUGCAAGAGUGAAAUAAAUUUCUUGAAGUCAAGUUGGCAGAAUAUGUUGGGCCGACCACUUGUAACAAUUGCGUGUCGGAAACUCCAUUUAGAUGAUGGAAGAAUCCCUCUAGCCAUGAUCACCACUAUGAAAAAACUCAAAUCGGGCUACAUUAACGGGACUAGAGUCACUCUAGGUCACCUCAACGACUUUCUCAGCACGAGUUGCAUCACCAAUUUAAGUUUUUUGGGGUGUCACGAAGACGGCUUACCCGAUAAAUUGAACCCCCAAGUGCAUCAAUACCUCGAGGAACACCUAGUGAAGUCCCUGUCGAGUAAAUCGUCGCUUCUGAAACAGACUCACGGCAGAAGCAGCAGGAAACAUUUGAGAAGGCGAAUGUCGGUCCGUGGCGCAAUCAAGAAAACUAGAUCAAUCAAUGUUGAUUCCGAGACUUUGGGAAUGGAAGGGAACUCAACCAUUGAACGUCGCGGUUCGAUGUUUCUCACAAACUGGCAAGACACCGUCGACAACGCCACUCAACUCGACCACGCCCGUUCUCCAUCACCGGAAAGCACCCCCCAAAUGGCUAAAGAUUUCCAGCGCAAAAACAUCCCCAAUAUAAACGUGACACGUCACAAAACCAACUCGGAGACGCAAUACGCCGACACCGAAGUCGAAGAACUGUUCGCAAUGCUGCGCGAGUCUGAAUCUCUCGACGAACAAGGAGACAUCCUCCAAUACCUCGUCGACUCAAAAGGGCUGGAUUUCCACACCGGAAUGCUGGAUUUCGGAAAACCGAUCACAGUUCGCGAUUUACUCAAAGGUUUGUAUGAGAAGGCCUGCCAGCAGAAGAUGUGGGGCUUGGUGAGGCACACUGCCGGUAUGUUGGGGAAACGAGUGGAGGAUUUGGCGAAAUCGGUGACCGAUUUGUUGGUCCGGCAGAAACAAAUAACGGUGGGGAUGCCCCCGCAUAACGAGCAUACGAUUACAGCCCCCUUGCCUGAAAGCGAACUGAGACUAUUGAUCCACGAUGCGUAUGGAGAGGACGACAGUACAGCCAUGUUGACGCAAGAAUUGUUAGUUUAUCUUGCCAUGUUCAUAAGAACAGAACCUCAAUUGUUUUUGGAAAUGUUGAGAUUGAGAGUAGGAUUGAUAAUUCAAGUUAUGGCAACUGAAUUAUCACGAACGCUCAUUUGUGACGGGGACGAAGCCUCGGAGCAUUUGCUUAAUUUAAGUCCAUUCGAAAUGAAAAAUUUGCUAUAUCAUAUAAUAAGUGGGAAGGAAUUUGCCAUCAGUAGCGUCGGUAGAGGAAACUUCUCGAUUGUCAGCAACAAAUCAAGUCGCAUUAGUAAAAAAAGUCAUUUCAGUUUAGGUCAAGACAGCAACGAUGAAAUGAUUGAGGGGGACCGUCAAGGUCAGUGGUUAAGGCGGCGUCGAUUGGAUGGGGCUUUAAAUAGGGUCCCUCGUGACUUCUACCCUCGAGUUUGGAGUGUCUUAGAAAGGUGUCAAGGUAUAGAUAUCGCCGGUAAAGUCUUGCCCCAAAGCCUGACGCAAGAAAUGACUUCCGGCGAGUUAAAAUUCGCCCUAGCGGUGGAAACUGUCUUAAAUACAAUUCCUCAACCCGAAUAUCGGCAAUUAAUAGUUGAAGCUUUAAUGGUUCUGACUUUGGUGGCGGAAUACAACAUAACGCCCUCUUUAGGAGGGGUAAUCCAAGUGGAGCAUUUGGUCCACAUCGCAAAUGAGUUAUUUUUGGACGAUCAGAUGAAAUGUGACGGUGACGCCACAUUGUGUUGUGCCAAACCCAAAGAAAUGAGGGAAACGUCCAAAACUGGAGGUUUAUUGUGUGGGGGCGCUGCAUACAUUUGCCAACAUUUUUACGACAGUGCUCCUAGCGGCUGUUAUGGAACUAUGACGUACAUGACGAGAGCGGUGGCUGUGACUUUGGAGUGUCUUCCAAAACAAAAAGAGCUUGAUUGCACCAUUAGUUAAAUGUAUAAUAUUUUAUUAUUGGAAGGUUUUGUUGUUUAAUAAAAAAAGUAGUUCUA